CCUGGUGAAAAGCAUGAGCUUCUCAGAGCCCAGGAAGGGAAGAAGAGAUCUCACGUGGAGUGUUCUCACCCCCACCCCCCGCAUCUCCUUCCCUUACAAAAAGGGAAUGAAUGGUUCGACCCGUGUGUGGGGCGGGAUCGAAGGGAGUUCUGGAAAGGUAACAGAGCCUGACAGCGGGAGCAUGAACUCCAGCCGACCGGGCGAGGCGAUCAGCGACCCGGGCAAAACUGACACGGUCCGGUCUCUCCUCAAUUGUUGCAACGGGACGUGGCUGGUGAGCGAAGGACAGGGCAGCCCGGAUACCCUCAGGGUGGUACAGAUCGCCGUGCUCUGUGUCCUCUCGCUGACCGUGCUCUUCGGCAUCUUCUUCCUGGGCUGCAACCUCCUCAUCAAAUCGGAAAGUAUGCUGAACCUGCUUGUGAAGGAGCGCAGACCAUCGAAAGAGCUGGAGGUUAUCAUCAUUGACUGAGGAUGGAGUUGCGAGCAAACGAGCUUAGUUUUCACAAUCUCCUCCUUUUCUCCUGCCAAGGGAGGGUGAAAUAACAGCCAGGACUUUCCACAAGAAAGUUGGACCCUUCCCCAUUUUGGGGACAUUUAUGGGGAUAUGGGAGCUGGUUGACUUCAUGGACAACUGAAAGGUCUCUUGUUAUCGCCGUUUAA
This is a messenger RNA of Stegostoma tigrinum, 660 nucleotides long. RefSeq names its product protein reprimo-like. Lineage: Eukaryota; Metazoa; Chordata; Chondrichthyes; Orectolobiformes; Stegostomatidae. The transcript has a single exon. The record is from RefSeq and is a predicted model, not a curated record. Bases 14 to 469 code for a protein of 151 amino acids.